This is a messenger RNA of Oncorhynchus kisutch (coho salmon), 7153 nucleotides long. It is a transcript of the gene zc3h7bb, whose product is annotated as zinc finger CCCH-type containing 7Bb. Gene Ontology annotation, biological process: miRNA processing. NCBI's taxonomy places the organism in Eukaryota, Metazoa, Chordata, Actinopteri, Salmoniformes, Salmonidae. The transcript has 22 exons. Gene Ontology annotation, molecular function: miRNA binding; protein binding; metal ion binding. The coding region runs from base 251 to 2950 and encodes 899 amino acids. The record is from RefSeq and is a predicted model, not a curated record.
GCGUCUCAUAAUCUUGAGCGCAAUUUGGAGAAGUACUGUAGCUAGCUAGCUUUGACUGUGCAGAAUUUUAGGUGAAAACUCUCACAUGUUCUGUCCAGAUACUGCAACCCGUUACCGGGAAAGUGAACAAAUAAAUAUGUGUCUGGAUGAUUAAUAUUUUGAAGGUCCUUAUAUAAGUAGAUAUUCACAAUUUAGUCCUAUUUAUUCUGGUAAAGCAGUCUUUGGAGAAGAACACGGUGUUGUUUUCGCCAUGGAUAUGGAACGACAGAAACGAAGGGAGGAAAUCCAGAAAGCUAUGGGCUUUAUUCAGUCCUCCUUGCCUUUCCCAGAGCCUGAGAAUUAUGCGGCUUUUUUGACCCAGUUGGUGUGUAACUUGCUGGACGAGGGAAACACAGUGUUUCGGGAUGGGGAAUGGAGGCAGGCAGCGCAGCAUUACAGUGAGGGAGUCAACGUGGCCCGCUAUGCUCAGGCAGAGGCACUGGUCAUUCCCCCUGAGCUUCUGGAGAGCCUCUAUGUCAACAGGGCAGCGGCACACUCUCAGUUUGGGGAGUUUGAGCGGGGCGUACAGGACUGCGAUAGCGCGCUGUGCGUGUGUGAGGGCAGUCGCAGGGCUCUCUACAGGAAAGCUCUAUGUCUGAGAGAGCUGGGCCGACUCAGGGAGGCCUAUGAGUGUGGCACCGGGUGCCUGCUCACUGCCCCACAUGACAGGCAGGUGGGUGAACUGGCCCAGGACCUGGCUAAUAAACUGGGCCUGAAGGUUCGUAAGGCCUACAUCAGCUCUCAGGUGGAGUCCUCAACGUCAGGGAGGGAGAGCAAUAGAGAGAAUUCUUCACCCACAGGGGAGACUUCCGCCAACGGGCUAGAAUCUUUGACUGACAUUGCAUCAGUUUUUCUUCGUCCCUCCUCCGUUCCAGCUGAUCUGUCCAGUGCCCAGUGUAUCCCUGCCCCUCUGGCCACGCCCAUCCCUGUCAGUGACGAGCCCUCGAGCCCAGUGGCCAUGCCCUGUGCUGACCUAUCAGAGAGCCCCAGUACGGUCCUACCGCCCAUGCCCUACUCCGUUCCCGUGUCGGAGCACAUGGAGGAGUGCAGCGUGAUCGCUGACGAUCUGGACAGCCUGUUGGGGGACUGCAUCUCCAAGAAAGUCAGCGAGUCACAAAGCCCAGUCCAGGGUGCUAUCCCCACCAACCUCCCCAACACAGCUGUGGGUCUGCACCCUCCAUACUCCUCCAGCCUCCCCGCCCCCUCGCCCCAGCUCCCCCCUGCCUUCUUCAGCUCCUCGGUCAGCCAGAUGCCCUCCUUGGAGCCUUACCCCUCACUGGGCCAGAGGGACCAGACCUCCACACAGGCGCUGGACGCCCUGGGGGCCUUCUCCCCGGGGACAGGGGACAUGGAGGGUAAAGGAGGGGUUGGAAUUGGAGGCCUGGACUCACUCUCUGAGUACACUUUGCCUGGGGGAAGAAUCUCUCACAGCUUCAUCCCUGGGAUCUGCAACCACAGCUCCACUCACACGAAUGUCCCAGCAGGUACUAACCUCUCCCUGCUCUCCCGGAACCCACUGGCUGCCACCCACGAGUUCAGACAGGCCUGCCAUGCCUGUUACAGCCGCAUAGGUCCACGGGUGAUUGACUACCAGUACCAGCCAGAGGCGGCUCACCGCUGUAAGAGGGACGUGCUGCUGUGUCGCUUUAAAAACACAGACGACCCCACAUGGAAGAGAGUCAGGCCUCGCCCCGCUAGAAACAACUUCCUCGGGGCCUUUGUGCUCUGCAAAGAGGUCCAGGAGCGCCAGGAGUGCCAGUAUGGGGAGAACUGCACGUUUGCAUACUGCCAGGAGGAAAUAGACGUGUGGACCCAGGAGAGGAAGGGGGCUCUGAGCAGGGAGCUGCUGUUUGACCCGCUGGGAAGCACCGAGAGACGGGCACUCAGCGUCACACGCCUGCUGCAGCUACACAUGGGCAUGUUCAUGUUCCUCUGUGAGGAAUGUUUUGACAGUAAGCCUCGCAUUAUCAGCAAACGCAGCAAAGAGAACUUGGCUGUCUGCUCAAACCUCACCGCCCGACAUCCCUUCGAUGAUAACAAGUGCCUAGUGCAUGUGGUGCGUUCGGCCAACGUGCGCUACAGUAAGGUGCGCCCGCUGCACCCCCUCUGCCAGUUUGACGUGUGUCGCCACGAGGUGCGUUACGGCUGCCAGCGCGAGGACAGCUGCUCCUUCGCCCACUCCGUCAUAGAACUCAAGUGCUGGGUACUGCAGCAGGACACAGGUAUCACCCACGAGGAGAUGGUACAGGAGUCCAAGAGGCACUGGUACAGGCUAGAGCAAAAUGCUCAGAGACAGAAGCCUAUGCAUGUCCCACACCAGAGCUGUGGUGGGGUAGGGGGAAUUGGGGGGGGGGACAAUCUCGGGGGUGGAGGGGUUGGCUCCGGAGGUGGAGGAGUUGGAGGAGGAGGGAGAGGCAGAGGGUUGAACCUGAAGAUGAAGUUUGUCUGUGGCCAGUGUUGGAGGGACGGACAGGUCAAUGAACCAGACAAGGCCCUCAAGUACUGCACUGCUAAAGCAAGGCACAGCUGGACUAAGGAGCGUCGGGUAUUGCUUGUGAAAUCCUUUGAGAAGAAGAAGUGGGUCGUUGUGCGGCCGCUUCCCUUCUCCCGUACAUACCCACAGCAGUACGACAUGUGUGUCCAUGUGAUGAAGCAGAAGAAGUGCCACUACAUCGGAAAUUGUUCCUUCGCCCACAGUCUGGAGGAGAGGGACGUCUGGACGUACAUGAAGGACAACAGCUUGAGGGACAUGCAGCAGAUGUAUGACAUGUGGCUCACGAUGACCAAUCAGAACAGACGCACUGACAGAAGCCUCAUGACCCCGCCUCCGGAGGAGAAACAGGUUUCGAUGACAACCGACUACACAGAGUCAUUGUCUGGGCAGCGGUUGUCGGAAGGAGGAGAUAUGUGAGUGUUGUCGUGCUGAGGAGGAGCUGGCCCUGGAGACGUGGAUAGGAGACCCCGCUCCCACUACACCAGAGACCAGCUACAGUACCUACCGCCUGUGACAUCAGUCUGAAUGCAAACACACAUACACACCUUACAGUACAACAAAUUGCUGUUGCAACAGGCACCAACUCGUGUGACGCACACACACAGAAAGUUGUGUAUAAGAACAUUCACGCCCAUAAUCUGAAGGGUUUGGAAGUUAACUUCAAUCUGAACCUCAGUGUAUCUCUAACACGCUGCAGAUGUCAAUGUACUUUAUGUGUCCAUUAUAUUACCAUUGAAGGCAAAUAUCGAAUUGUCAGCAAAAAGAGAAGGCCCCAAAGUCGCCCCUUCUAACGAAUACGGAGUGGCUGUGUGGCCGAUACUUCUUCCUGGUGACUAAACAACCAAACAAAUUGGCCUGCAUAAUAUAUAUAUUUAAAAAAGGUUUGUUCAAAUCGCCCUAGUUUAAAAAAAAUUCAGCUGUUCAGAAAUAUGAGGCAAAUGCGCAGAACGUGAUGUGGUUGUUUAGCUCUGGGAAUGAGGUGCCCAGGGGGGCAGUGCAUGGGCAGAAUGGGGUGGUUGGAUUCGGUCAUGCAGCAUCAAACUUAAAAAUAAGCCCCUUAUCUAUGUAGCUAGGGGCAAAUGUCUACAACCAAUUCCUACCCUCCUUGUGGGAACCUAGAAAGAGGGAGAGAGAAAUCGGACAGAAAUGGUUUGUACGCCAUUUUGUUUGUCCAUGGGAGUUGGUGCUUCACUCUAUUCGUCUGCCAUAUUGGUAGAGUAUGAAUGUAAAGCCAGUCGUUAUGAGGAAGUCAUAAAAAUAAUUAUGGUUGUGGAAUGUAUUCGGAAUACCCAAGACAAAUCUUAUAUAACAUUUAAAAUGACCCCCUAUCCCGCCUUUUAUUAAUAGAAAUGGCACAGUAGUCUUGGUUAUAUACUGUAAGCAAGCUAGGCAGCCUUACCUGUGGCCAGCAACGACACGUAUUCACAUACACACUGAGUAGGCUCAGAAUGGAGCAGUUUCAUAAUAUUGCAUUGGAGGGCUAUAGGGAGUGACUGCAGACUCUUCACUCAGACCCAGUCAAACAACAUACUGUACCGUAUGCUUAAAACCUGGAGUUUUCACGGACUACAUGAACAAGUCUGCGUCCUAGUUAUAGCCUCUCUAUAACAAGGCUCCAGAUGUUAUCCGGGUCAGGUGACGUGACUUCAUCUGGCAUGUCUACCACCAGUUUAACUAGGAUCAAGUGAGGUUACCUUUGCCCUGUUAGCCCUCCAAUGUAAACCUAUGCUGAUUUAGCCAGGGAGAAAAGAUAAGCUCCAAAUCACAAAGACUGAGUACAGGGACAAUACAUGGGGUUAAGAUGCAUAUGACAGAACAUUAGGGAUUCCAAUAAGGGAUUCCACAAGAAAGGGGAGGGAUUGUAGGGUAGUGCAACAGGAUGGAGCUUGAAUGGAUCCUGGAGUAUGGUGGCUUGGUCACAUAGGUGGGCAGGUUAGGGGAUGGGCACUGGACAGGUAGCUGGAUCCUGGGGUGGGUGGGCACUGGACAGGUAGCUGGAUCCUGGGGUGGGUUGGUGGCUGACAGGCUCGGGUAUUGUGAGAGAGGGAGGGCAUUAUGGAAGCAAUGAUGAAUACAUAAAAAGUAAAUUAAAAGUAAAAUGACUACCCAUAAAGUAGUCUAAAGAAGACUGACUAUCUAUAAUGUAGGCCGACUACCCAUAAUGUUGGCUAGUGAGACUGUGUGUGUGUGUGUAUAUAUAUAUAUAUAUAUAUACACACACACACACACACACACACACACACACACACUAACUAACAUUAAUUCACAAAAUAUAUCUAGGCAGGGACAGGUUUUUCCCAUAUGGCCAGCAUCUUGUUCCCUUAUACCCGCACCAGACAUUAUGUAAUGGAGGUAUGUCUGUAUUCAUAUACAUUAUAUAUACAUAUUUACAGAUAUUGGUAUACUACUAAAGAUAAUUGAUAACUUAGCAGUUAAGCUUAAUUAAAUAUAACCUAAAACUUGUAUUGAUUACAUAGAACCUCUUGUUAUUGAGCUAUGCUAUAUGACAUGUAUCGCUGAACUAGAUGACUAGUGAUUUUAUUGCUUCUGUGAGGGUCAUUCCAGAGAUGUCUGUAGGAGCAAGGUUGACUGAUUCUCAUAACAGGAUAUGAAUUGAAUGGUUUUAGCUAAGCCAAAAGAAAGGGGAUUGGUUGGGUUAAAUGUCAACAUGAGGGACAUGAUCAUCUCAGAACCCAGACAACGUAUGGUGUGUACUUGCCAUCUGAUGAGAGAUUUGAUCAAUGUGGAAGUAAUGGGUCUGGUAGGGAAAGUGUUACUCAAUUGGAAACAGUUUUUGAUCUAAUUAGUUUUUCCCAUUGAUCAAUAAACAAUAGAAUGCCAAGGUACUCCCUUCUAUAAACAUCAGUGAUUUAACAGAUUCACCUAGAUAGUAGAGUAGGUCAAUAAACUGUCCAAUCAGUUUUAGAGGAGUAACAAGAGGUGGGAGAGGCUUCUUCUGGAAUGACCCAGGUAUUUGCUUAACUGAGGGAACGUAUUACUACUGCUACUACUACUAUUAUGAUGAUGAUGAAUUAUGAUGACGAUAAUGAUUGCCAUUAUGACUAUUUCUAUUCUCCUAUAUGCUAUUGAUAUACGUAUAUAUGUUAAUUGCUAUGUAUAACUCUCUUUAUAAAUGUAUCCAUGUAUGAAUAUAAUACUUUACUGUAAACAGACGUAUGUGUAUGUUAAACAGGACUGUCCAGCAGGCAGGCCAGACAGGGAAGAGUUCAUAGUUUACCUUGCUCAAACUGGUACGAAGAACAACUCUGUUCAGUUUUAACAUACUUGCUGACUGUGACCUCACUCCCCGCAAGUUGGUUACGUAACAGGAACACAAGCUAACAUGGCAUCAGUGUUCACAGGGCACCCUAGAUAACAGCAGACCGGUUACUGGACCAGGUUGUUGCUGAAGAUCUGAUUUGAUAUAGUCUUGGUUGCUUGAGGUUAGUGGAUUAUAGGGGAGUUGAGAUUGUAUGGAAGAUAAGGUUGGUCAGUCAGUCCAAUGGAAUGUGCUAGUGACACUUUGAAUUUCCAAAAGCCAUGUAAAUCGCUAAUGAUUGUUUUCCUGACUGCUACCGAGUGAGAUUAUAUAAUCAAUAAUACUCUAUCAUUUAUUUAGUCAUUAACCCUGCUGGAAAAACUCCAAGCAUACAUUGACGUCUGUAUACAUCAGUAUAGCACCUUAUUCAAUAUAUACCUAUAUAAAAGUAUACAUACCCCUAUCAUAUAAUCCUACUUUCUAUGAUACAUAUAAUUAUACUUAGACACCUGUAUAAUUAAUUUAGAUAAGUGGUUCUGGUUGUUUGAAAAGGUCAUAGUCUGAUUUCAUUGGUUAUGUGCACAGUGCACACCAUACUACAUAAGUCCUUGUAUCUGCUCUGUUACUAGGUUUGAGGGGCCUCCUUUGUCAUCACAGUGUGCGGUUACCAAACAAAGGGGUCAGAGACAGGCUGGCAUUUUAGAAGUGUUCAAUCAACAGCCUUUGUUGUUUUAACUGACUCAUGGUUGUAAACAAACAGUUAUAUCAGAAGGGUCAAUAAUAAUCUCAGGCCUUGUGCUUAGAGGGGACUGGAGGAACCGAAAAGUGGUCAGACCAGACUGUAUCCAAACCCACCAGAGAGAACCGCAUUCGAUCAUGAGACUGACUGAUUCGUCUUGGUUUAAGAAGAGGCUUUGACCCCAAAAAGCUUAGUCAGAUGUUUAUUUCUCCUGUUGUCUUUCCAAGUAGAAGGCUGAAGACACUCUUGUAAACCUUGGUUCACUCCAUGUUCAUUAUUGUGCCACACAGGCAUUCCCUGUAUUAAAAAAAGAGAGACACUUAUGUGAAUUGACACUCACCCAGCCACACCCACCCAUAGCCAUACUCACCCAGCCACACCCACCCAUAGCCACAAUGAGCUGAUAUUAAUUUACAUUAGCUUUCAGAGUUAUUGGAUUAUUUUCAACUAUUUGGAAUAGGAACCAGAGUUUUAAGUGAAAAACAAGGCCUCUAUUUGUGUUAACUCUGUUUUGUCUUUAUUUUCUCUUUUUUUUUUUCCCUCCCUGGUUGGAAGUGAAUUACGAUGAUAAAUGGACCAAAUCUCUUGAAGGUGUUUAACAAUAAACAGAGUGUUUUAGAGA